AUGGCCGCCCUCCAAGAAACCGGACAAGGGCACGAAAUGUCCGACCUCGCACCCAUCGUCGUGCGAUGCCACAGCCCCUUCCGGCCCAUGGGCCGCUCAUUCCGCCCUCGUCCCCUCGCCCCCAUCCCGGAGCUGCCCGGGAGCAGCCAGGCCAACAGCAGCAGCAGCAGCGGCGGCAGCCUCGCCCCCACGACCAUCACCAUCACCGGCGGUCUCCCGACCCCGUCCCCGACUCCACCCCCCGAGCCAGCGCCGAGCACGACGUGCUACGUCUGCCUGGCGCACAAGGAGCCUGGCUUGCUCCUCCGGGGCGACCCGACGGACCCGCGCUUCCCGCUCGCCUCCCGCUGCCUCGACUGCGUGGACAAGUCUCCGGCGGGGCUCGACGUCGGCCGGCGGUACGAGCUGGUGAGCGGCGAGGAGCUCUGGGUGUGUCGCUGGUGCGGAGGCGCGGAAGCCCUGGCGCCGGGGUGGGACGGGGUCGAGUUCCACCAGGGGAGGUGCCGCAGAGAGCACGCGCGGGCGUUGUGGGAUCAUUGGUGGACGGCGGCGGUGCAGUGGGUGCUCUUGUGCGUUCUCGGCGCGCUGUGUUUUGGGUUCUUUGGCAUGGUUGAGGCUGUCAAGGAGGAUGUUUUCGUUCUUUUCCUCGCCACUGCUUUCGCGUUCGUCUUUGGGUUUCUGAGGUCCAGAGGGGGGAAGGUGUACCAGCUGCCGCUGCUGAUGGAGGUGAACCGUCUGACGGUGCUGGCGGGGAUGCUGUAUUACGUUGUUCGGGCAGCGUCUCCCGAUCCCAGCAUCCCCAUGGAAGCGGCAGCCUCGGAGGAUGCUCCCAUCGAUGAGGCUCUGGAGGACGGCAGCUUUCCCGUGUCCCCGAAUGCAGCGGCAGCAGCGAUACUGCUCAUUGCGUGGCUACUGGGCCUCCGCCGCGGUGGUGGCGCGGGUUACGGCGUAGGGUGA
Messenger RNA from Trichoderma citrinoviride, 957 nucleotides. RefSeq lists its product as hypothetical. The coding region runs from base 1 to 957 and encodes 318 amino acids. The record is from RefSeq and is a predicted model, not a curated record. The transcript has 3 exons. Lineage: Eukaryota; Fungi; Ascomycota; Sordariomycetes; Hypocreales; Hypocreaceae.